GAAUUUCUGACGGUACGAUACGGUCAUCGGUGAAGCUCGACAUGACUUACUCGAUGUUUUCCAAAAGAGGAUAUAUGCUGAAGAAAAGGCGUCCGCCAAUGGGAACAUGGUCGUUUCCGAAAUGAAGUAUGCGGGGAUGAAGAAAGUCUGCACAGUGCCGCCCAUUUGCUUUGUGGGGUAAAGCGGGCUUCGCUAAGGUUAGGGUUCCGAAUCUGAUCACUUAUGGAGGGCGCAUGGGCACACAUUGAGUGGAGGCGCGGGUUCUGUCUUUUCUCUCAUCAACGCGUACGGCUCUCGACGCAUUGACAGCUGUAAAGCUGUUUGUCGCCCAUGGCGUCGCCGCCAGUCCUUUCACGCAGCACCUCAUGGACAUCAACAUCUGAGCCGAAAGACCGUGAUGCUUUCAAGGAUGCCUCCAGCCCCGCGCUUGUCGAGUCGCUGUGCCAAGAUGAAAAUAAGAAACCCGUAUGGCAGAGACCGCUCUCUGGAAAUGCGGACAAGGAGUAUGAUACCCAGAGAGGGAUGAGCGAGCGGCACAUCAUGAUGAUAGCGAUCGGAGGGACGAUCGGUACAGGAAUCUUCCUCAGUGCAGGAUCGACAGUCGCAAUGGCUGGUCCGGCAAGCGCAUUGCUGUCAUAUUUUGUCGUCGGUCUGUUUUGCUACGGCGUAGUAAUGAUACUAGGAGAAAUGGCCGCAUAUAUCCCUGUUUCUGGCACAUUUUCCGUAUAUGCCACACGAUUCGUCUCCCCUUCGAUGGGCUUCACGCUUGGAUGGAACUACUGGUUACAAUGGGCGUUGACCAUACCGAGUGAGCUAAUAGCAGCAGCCGUCAUACUUCAGUACUGGACAGACAAACUUAAAGCAUGGGAGUGGGCCUUGAUCAUCAUUGUUCCUAUAUUCGCCAUGCAACUCAUUCACGUCCGAGUUUAUGGCGAGUCCGAGUACUGGUUCGCAAUGAUCAAAGUCAUCAUGGUCGUUGUGUUCAUCAUUGUUGGACUCAUCUACAACUGGGGAGGCGUCAUUGGCCACCCCGGACCAGGUCUCGCAAACUUUCACGAUGGUCAAGCUUUCAUUGGCGGUUUCUCCGCAUUUGCCCAGACCUUCGCCUUGGCGUUUUACUCAUACGGAGGUGUUGAGCUGGUAUCAUUAGCCGCAGGUGAGACCAAAUCACCUCACAAGGCAAUUCCUCGUGCUAUCAAGGCAACCUUUUUCCGAGUUGUGCUGUUCUAUAUCCUCACGAUUCUCACUAUUGGACUGAACAUCAAUCAUUCCGACCCGUCAUUAUUAAGCGCUGCCAACAACUCAGAUGUAACGGCAUCCCCCUUGACCACCAUAUUCAUGCGUGCAGGCUUCGGUGCAGCCGUACAUGUCGUUAAUGCUGUCCUUCUCACUGCCGUGCUCUCUGCUACAAACUCUUGUUUUUACGCUAGCUCUCGUAUGCUCUUCUCCCUCGCUCGGUCCGGGCAAGCCCCGGCUAUCUUUGGCUGGGUGAACAGACGGGGAGUUCCCGUCCCUGCACUCUUAAUAUCUCUAGGCAUAUCGUUCCUCACCUUCUUAACUACCAUCUGGGGAGAAGGCGAGGUGUUCACAUGGUUUCUGAACCUCGUGGGCAUUUCCGCCCUGCUCGUGUGGGGUUCUAUUGGUAUCAUUUCCCUCCAAUUCCGCCGAGCCUGGACUGCUCAGGGUCGGCAUUUGAGUGACUUGCCGUACACACAACCAUUAUACCCGUUACUGCCGUGCUUCGUGGUUAUCCUAUCGGUAUUGAUGUUCGCUGCCGAUGGGUAUGCGAGUGUCAUUACGCAACCAUUCAGUGUUAAGAACAUCAUUGCGACGUACCUAGGAGUCAUUUUCUACGCCGUUCUCUACAUUGGAUAUGCUAUCUACGAGUACUUCUUCCUCAAACCUCCCCACCACUUUGUCCCUCUCAGAGAAGCAGACCUUGAUACCGACGCGGUGUGGAAGAAGGGCGAAGGUGAUUUUAUUCGACAACAGGAACGCGAACUCAAGGAGAAACUCGAAGCUCUCGAGGGCGAGGCCCAUGGCAUGAAGCGAUGGAUGCUUCGAUUACGAAGGAUUAACGAGCAUGUCUACUGAGAGCUUUACUCAGGACGCAAGACACGAUGGUCAGAUACCAGUGCGAUAUCGUUGGAAGAAGAGAAGACCCAAUAUAUACCACGACUGACGGACUGACCCACGACAUAUGAUUAGAUGCACAUAAUACCCCACCCGAAACACACAUUCGUUUACCCCCUUGUACACGCGCAACCCCAUACCCUCUCCACUCGCAGGCUGUGAUAUUUAAUAUGUAUCAGGAUAUCCAUAUUCGACUUUGACAUGCUGUAUCCCUAAAAUUGCUGGUAUUUUUAUAGAUAUAUUGCUUAUGAUUUGCUCUUCACUCACUGAUGGUAUCUGCCACCCUUAUGAAUGUCUGUCUCAGUUCUACCGUGGACCGAUGGACUAUGUUCCUCUCUAGGAGACCAAGGCUUAUACCACCCUUGCAAGAAAAGCCAUUCGGGUUGAACGUAACAUACAGGGUAUAUUCCAAAUAGUCCCAGAGCAAGUGACUCUAGGGUUCCCAU
Somion occarium is the source of this 2579-nucleotide messenger RNA. The record is from the annotation of a GenBank genome assembly. NCBI's taxonomy places the organism in Eukaryota, Fungi, Basidiomycota, Agaricomycetes, Polyporales, Cerrenaceae.